AAAAAGUAGCGGUGCAGCUUUGCCAUAGGCUUCGUCUAGGCGUGCGCGACCAACCUGAAUUAUUAUGUGUUUAUUUUGUUUGUUGUGAUCUUGUCUCUUGUGGAUGUAAACAGGACAUAAUAUAAUUGAUAUAACCAUAACAGAACUGUGGCAUUCAUCUCAUAGCUGAAAUAGAAGAUGGAAAACUUCCUGUCCAUGCAUGAAAGUGAAUUGGGUUUUGAAUGCUUUUCAAAUUUUACUCCAGCUGAAGUGUUUGUUCAAGGUUGUGCAGGAUUCACAAACCAACAUGACAUAGAACACAUCAUUCGAGCACAGAAACAGAUGCUUCAGCGGUUUGAGAAGACAAAUGAAAUGCUAGUUAACUGUAACACUCUUUCUCAAAUUCAUCUGCAGAAAGCAAAUGUUGAGUUCAAAAAACAUGCUCAGCUUCUGAAUGAAGUAAAAAAGGAUCUGGAGAAUAUUUUCAAGAGAAUUAAAGUCAUCAAAGCUAAAGCAGCAGCUCAGUAUCCACACCAGUUUGAAGAUGCAAUGAGUAAAAUUCAAACACCCAUAGAGGAGGAAGAUGAGAAAGCAAAAGAUGGAUAAUGUUUGAAAGAUGAUCAGCAGUGGAAGGUUUAUACAUCUUACUUUAUAACCAAACUAUAUCUGGUGCACUUAAUUAUGUUGUUUUUAAUUAGUGAAAAUGUGAAAUGGUCAACUAAUCUUUAUGAUCGUUUAACGAAUGUAAGCAUUGUAAAAACUCUUUGUUGCCGUGCGCUAUGUUUAUUUCGAAAAUGAGAAGCUAAUGUAGUAUCUUUUUUGCAUAGUGAGGAACUUUCAUUGUAUUUUUUUUUUCUAUCAUGUUUCCAAAUCUAAAUUUUAGAAUUGAUCUCAGUUCAGUAUACAAGAUUCAUACCAAAAGGAUUUUUAUUCCCAUAACAUUGAACUUGUAACACCGUAAGCAACUCACUGAAGAAGAAGUAUAUUGAAAUCGAUCGAUCGGCGCUGGGCCGUCACGUAAUUACGCCACAGCUGCAUUGACGUAAAUAUAGCGUUCAUCAGCGCCUCAGCGGUAACAUCGUAAUCAAUUUUGUUGUUUCUUCUUUCAAGCAAAUUGUGGAAUUUUGUUCUUUGAAAAUGUUUUCUCAAACAACAGACAGUUUUUGUGAAUUUUUUAAAUCGUUAUUGUAUCAUGCAUUUGACGAAAAUAAGCUGUGCACAUUGGAAGAGAUGUAACGACAUCGGGAUAUAAAAACAGGUUAAAUUAAGAAAUGCUAGUGUAGACGUAGCUUUUGCUGUAUUACCAACUAAAAUAAAACUAAAUAGGAUUCACAUGGAAA
Daphnia magna is the source of this 1319-nucleotide messenger RNA. Its product is annotated as kxDL motif-containing protein CG10681. The coding region runs from base 178 to 585 and encodes 135 amino acids. The transcript has 4 exons. Gene Ontology annotation, cellular component: BORC complex. Gene Ontology annotation, biological process: lysosome localization. NCBI's taxonomy places the organism in Eukaryota, Metazoa, Arthropoda, Branchiopoda, Diplostraca, Daphniidae. The record is from RefSeq and is a predicted model, not a curated record.